This is a messenger RNA of Cuscuta europaea, 3982 nucleotides long. The record is from the annotation of a GenBank genome assembly. NCBI's taxonomy places the organism in Eukaryota, Viridiplantae, Streptophyta, Magnoliopsida, Solanales, Convolvulaceae.
CUAACUUGUUGGGGCCGGUGUACAUCGCACUCCUCGAUUUCAUUCAUCGCCAUUCCCCCAAUCCCCAUUCGCGAUUAGCAUUCGCCCAACGCCCCAAAGCCCCCAACCGGCAACCGCCGCGGCUCGCCGGCACAACCGCACAACCCGGCAGUCCACCAGGCAGGCAGGCACGGACUCACCAACCGGCAGCGCGUUCCGCCAGGCCGGUAGGCACGGACCUCUCUCGGACCGUCACCACCGACUCACCAACCGACAGCGCCAGCCGCCAGGCCGCAACUGCCCCACCGCGACCCGACGGCCGCCUCCCUCAGGCUCCCUGAGUCCGGUCACUCGGUGCCCUUGAAAGCGAGGGCUGCCUCUGAACAUGCAAUCUCUACGACUGGUUUGCAGAUUUGGAACUACACCUGGUGUUCCAGUGGCCGCCACCGUUGCAUCUAAAGAUAAACUCAGCAUUGCUACUAAUAAUAGAUCGAUUGCCAAGAAAAAUCCCAUAAAAGUGGACGAACCUGCCCUUAUAAAGCUGAAAAAAGAAAGAGAUCCUGAUAAGCUGUUUCAUCUGUUCAAGGAAAAUGCACACAAUAAGCUUGUGAUUGAGAACCGGUUUGCAUUUGAGGACACAAUUUCUCGCUUAGCCGGAGCCGGCAGAUUUGAUUACAUUGAAACCCUACUUGAGCAGCAGAAGGCUCUACCUCAGGGUAGACGUGAAGGUUUUAUAAUUCGCAUCAUAAUGCUGUAUGGGAAAGCUAGAAUGGUGAAACAUGCUGUUGAUACUUUUUAUAAUAUGCAUUUAUAUGGUUGCCAAAGGACGGUUAAGUCUCUCAACGCUUCUCUCAAGGUUUUGGCUCAGUCACAUGAUUCAGAGGCAAUUUUGUCAUUGCUUAGAGACGUAUCUUUGAAAUUCAAUAUUCAUUUAGAUAUAUUUUCAUUAAACAUUAUCAUCAAGGCAUUUUGCGAAAUGGGUAUUUUGGAUAAGGCUUAUCUGGUAAUGAUUGAGAUGGAAAAGGAGGGAAUUAGUCCAGAUGUAGUUACAUAUACAACACUUAUAUCUGCCUUUUACAAAGUUAAUAAAGCAGAGAUCAGUAAUGGCUUGUGGAAUCUUAUGUUGCUGAAGAGAUGCAUGCCAAACAUUGCAACUUUUAAUGCUAGGAUACAGUUCUUGGUCAGUAGAGGACGAGCAUGGGAUGCUAAUAAAUUAUUGGAAUCGAUGCAUAAGCUUCAGAUAAAUCCUGAUGAGAUUACUUAUAACUUAGUAAUUAAAGGAUUAAGCCGAGCCGGCUUUCUUGAUGUGGCUAAUAGGGUCUACUCUUCUAUGCAUGGUCAUGGUUUGAAGUCCAAUGAAAAAAUUUACCAAACCAUGAUUCAUUACCUAUGUAAAGCCGGAGAGUUUGACUCUGCUUAUACAAUGUGCAAAGAUAGUAUGAAAAAUAAUUGGUUCCCAAAUGUAGAUAGUAUUAUUAUUCUACUUCAAGGGCUACAGAUGCAUGGUGGGUCUAUAGGGAUGGGAAAGGCUCGAUUUAUCAUUAGUUUAGCCAAGAGAAGAGUUCCUCCCUUUUCUGAAGAUAAAUUGAAAGCAAUGGAGUCCCUAAUAUCAAAAUGAGUAAAAGAGGGAACUGAACUGCCAGCCUCCUUGUUUAUGCAGCUCAACUGAAGCUGGAAGCUGCCCUCAUUCUGUUUUCUGGUGGACCAUAGAUGCAAUGUAAUGGAUAAAUAACCACAAAAUACAAUUAUUUAUUGUAUUUUUGCAAAAAAUGCCAAUCCAAGAGUUCUGAAUCUACAACAGAAGUGACAUAAUCUUUAAGGUUAAUGUAAAUGUGUCAUAUUAAUGCGGAUGCAGCAAGCAAUUAAAGAAUCUGUGCAUCACAGCCAACCUUCAAACCCAGUUCUUACGCUAAAUUAGGGCAGCCUUUCAGUACUCAAUUAAAAAAUCGAAGGGGAAGAAGGUCGCCGCACCAAUUUGAAGCCAGAUGAUCCAAAAUACCUUCCACUAGCUUUCCUUCUUUAAGCUUCUACGUACUGGAUGGUGAAAGAUUAGACUGCUGCUCGUCAUUAGUUUUGAGAUCUGCGUCUGGAUGGCGAGUACUUCAUGUUUUAUGAUCGUGAGUAGGAAUGCCCAUCUAUGAAGCCGAAGUUGGAGCUGCGCAAGUACGCAUUUUUUAUCUCUAUACAGGAUAAAAAAUUUGAAGGGUUUGAAUUGGCACUUUCAGGUGGUUAUAUUUUGUUGUUAUUUGUUAAACAUUUUUUCAUAUCUCUUCUCCAAUUCUUCCUAAAUCCUAUUCUUAACUCUCUAAUUCUCUUAUUCUCCAAUAUAUUAUAUUUAUUAUUUAUAUAUCUACUUUAUAGUUUAUACUUAAGAAGUUAAGAUGGAAAAUCAAGAUGCCAUUAUACGAUAUAAUUUUGAUAAGCUGAAGGACCCGAAGACCGGGAUGUGGUACGCAAUUUGCAAAUGGUGCGAGAAAAAAUGUAGCAUGGGGGCUUCAGGCGGAUUCGGGAUGGCAAUCAAGCAUAUGAAGUCAUGUGACAAAACCAAAAGAUCGGGAGGUGCGGGAAGUUCCGAUUGAUUACAAUUUUCAAAAUGUUUAUCUCUUCAAGUUUAUUUUAAUUUUCAAAUGUAGUUCCUAUUUCAUUUCAAAUAAAUGCAACUGAAGUUUGUUUUUAAUACUCGUAUAAAACUAUAAACUAUAAAAUAUAAAUUAUUAAAUAAAAAUUAACCGGCCCGAACCGGGUCCGACCCGUGACCCGGGCGGGUGGCCCGGCCCGAACCGGACCUGUCCAACCCUCGGGCCGGUCCCGGGCCCAUCUGAUACGAACCGGCGGCCCGGCCCGGGCCCGACCCGGCCCGAAUCCAUCCCUAGUCAUGCCCUCAUCCAACCUCAGAAGAAUCAUAUCACUUCGAACUCCCCUAACCCACGUUUGUUUGGGUCUUCCUCUCCCUCUCUUCCCUGCCUCUUCUCCACACAUCUCAACUCGUCUUAUAGGUGUAUCACUCGGUUUGAUAAGUCAACUUCAAUAACAAAACUAAAAUCGCUAGAACCUUGAUUUAUUUCUUAGAUUUUCUUGGAAAAUAUGUAUAGUUUUCUUUGACUAUUUGGCCAAACAUACCCGGCUGAUGCUGCUUCAUGAUUCUCGCAAUGAUGAUGGAAUCAAAAGCUUUUUCCAAGAAGUUCACGAGCUUUAUAUAAAGGUUUGUUAUUUGUACUUCUUAAUAGGGUUUCAUUUGAAAAUUUUAACUCUAUUUUCAAUUGGACAUUAAUGGCACAUUUCUAGAAUACUAGUGUCUUUUCCAGUAUAUAAUUUUUACCUUUUAUUACACGAAAGGUUCUUGCUACUGCACUUCUUUUUUAUUACUGUGAUGCAUAUAGGGGAUGGACCGCCUGUUAUGGGUUAAGUAAUGGGGGAACCAGAUCCUUGACUGUGUAUAGUGGUUCAUGUUGCGGUGCGGUUCUUGAUCCGUGUUUUUAGCCUAUUUCUAAAAAUAAAAAAUAAAUAACCGGAACCAGUUUGGAUCGGUUUUGGGUACCUGUGCUGGUAUGGAACAAAAAAACAUGUUUCCUUUUUGUUUUUACAUGCUUAGCUCCAGAAUUGGACCUGGGCCAACCUCUCGAUAGACAACAAGAAGUUGACCAAGCUUUAAAUUUGAAUUUGCAGUCUCUUCUUAAUCCCCUCUACUUACCUGGCCCUGGAAUUACGUCGUCUCAUUUCGAUACAAAGGUUAGAGCUCUUGCUAGAAAGUAUCUUUAAAGAUUGUGAAGGAGCCUCACUGCCUACUCGGUAAUGAAUGUUUAGCAGUAACAUUCCGUCAUUAAAAAAAUCAGAAUGUAGUUUUUCACUGAUUGUGUUGUCUAUUCAAUAAUCUUUUUUGCAACUUUGCAAGACACAACUCUUACAAGUCAUAAUGAUACUUAAACUUUAAAAUUUUCUUUGAUACCUUAACUAUAUGUAUAUCCAUUAAAAUUCAUUAUUCUUGUUCGUUAUUCAAUUUUGG